ACGAAAUCUGAGUGUUUGAAGUCUUAAGAUCGCAGUGGGCAGCCACCUCUCUGUCUCUUACCCAAGUAACUACUGCUACUGUCAUAUCCCUGGACCAAGAAUGGACAGACUGCUGCUUUGUCUGGCUGUCUUCACCGGCCUUCUUUCAGAAGCCUUUUCUCAGACAGACCUCAAAGGGAAGGUAUUUGUGUUCCCCAGACAAUCUGAAAGUGACCAUGUGAAGUUGAUCCCACAUCUGGAGAAGCCUCUGGAGAAUUUUACCCUGUGCUUUCGAUCCUUUAGUGACCUUUCCCGCCAUCACAGUCUUUUCUCCUACAGUGUCAGGGGCAGAGACAAUGAGUUACUAGUUUAUAAGGAAAGAGAUGGGGAAUACAGCCUACACAUUGGACAUUCGAAAGUCACAACCCGUGGUAAAGAAGAGUUCGCUUCUCCAGUGCACUUCUGCACCAGCUGGGAGUCCUCCUCUGGCAUUGCUGAAUUUUGGGUCAAUGGGAAGCCUUGGGUGAAAAAGGGUCUGAAGAAGGGGUACGCUGUAGAAGACCAACCCAGUAUUGUCCUAGGACAAGAGCAGGAUUCCUAUGGGGGAGGGUUUGAUAAGGACCAGUCCUUUGUAGGAGAGAUUGGGGAUUUGAACAUGUGGGAUUCUGUGCUGACUCCAGAAGACAUUCAAUUUGUAUAUCAAGGCUCCCCUCUUAAUCCUAACAUUCUGGCUUGGGAGGCUCUGAGCUAUGAAGCGAACGGCGAUGUAGUCGUCAGGCCCCGGGUGUGGGAUUAAGAUCUUACGAAAACAAAACCUCAUGAAAAUGAAAUUACCGGUAUCUCUUAAAGAGGUCAUUGCCAACACAACUCAACACUUAAUCUGUCGCCUUUGCUUCCUUGUGAAUGCCCUGCCUACAUAGCUGUCUAAUAAAAAUAUUGUCCAAUUCCA
Messenger RNA from Acomys russatus (golden spiny mouse), 928 nucleotides. It is a transcript of the gene Apcs, whose product is annotated as amyloid P component, serum. Gene Ontology annotation, molecular function: complement component C1q complex binding. Gene Ontology annotation, biological process: innate immune response. The record is from RefSeq and is a predicted model, not a curated record. The transcript is spliced from 2 exons. Lineage: Eukaryota; Metazoa; Chordata; Mammalia; Rodentia; Muridae. The coding region runs from base 101 to 775 and encodes 224 amino acids.